GUGACGUGCGGGAGCGCUGCGGGGAUGGAGGAGAGGGAGCAACUGCGGCGGCAGAUCCGGCUGCUGCAGGGUCUCAUAAACGACCAUAAAAACGUCCAUGGAAAUGCACCAGUGCCCCUGCCUUCUGCGAUGCAGCGGUGGAGGAAUCCCCGGCAGCUCACCUUCAGCAGGCGCGGGGCAUUUUCGUCCAGCUACUCCCAGCAGACUCCCAGGGAUUUCCAGCCGCGCCAGGGUAACUCCUGGAGAAAAAAGUACUCCCUUGUGAACCGACCGGCGUGCCACGCUGACAGCAGCGGAAGUGCGAGCACUUCGCAGGCUUUUGUGAGCCAAGGAGGUGACCAGGCACCCGGUCCGCAAGGAGCAGCCCCAGAAAGGCAUGUGGACUUGACUACAGAUGGUAAUAUAGUUGUUGGGAUCCAGCUGCCACAGAGGCCUGGCCCAGUUGUAAAAGCUAAAAGUUUUGCUGAAGUGAGUUCUUGUCGUGAGGUUUCUGGGCUGAAAAAGGUGGUAGCUGUUACAGACAGUGGUAAAAAUCUGCAGGAAUGCUCUAACUCUCUGUACACAAGCCAAAACGAUGAGAGAAAGCCCUCUUUCUCAGUUUCCUUUAAUUCUUCGUACCAGUCUGCAAGCUCAGUGCACCUGAAGGUGUCAGGCUUGCUGAGAACUGUUCAUGUGUCCGACGAGGCAGCCCGGAGCACUGCAGCCGCCCGCAGAACUGCCAGCGAAAACGCCGUAACGCUCAAGUCAGAGCCGCAGCAGCCUUCAGCUGUACCAGACCGCCAGCUGGGCUGCCACUCAGCGUGGAAGAAGCCAGAGCCACCAAAUCCAGGGCAGUCUAGCUCUGAGCAGGUCACAGAUGCUCUCGGAGAGCCAAAGCUCCUCAGAAACACUGAGACACGCUUGAGACCUGCUCAGGCCGCAACUUCAGCGGUGGGAAUGAAUCCAAUGAAGAGUCGAUUUUCAGUCUUUUCCAAAGUGACCAGUCUUCAAAGAGCUGCCUCAACAUCAGUCUCCAGUAAAGCUUUGAAAUUCAGGAAAACCAAUUACACGUGGGUUGCGAACCCUGGUAAAUGUUCUCGUACUGUGAAAAGGUGGAUCAGCCCUCGAACUUCUGAUAGUGCGAGGAAGCUCGCUGGAGGAGCAGACAGAGUGGCUAAGCUAUCGCCAAAAGGAGACUUGGGAGCAAAGCUGAAGAAGUCUGGACUGCAGUCCAAAUUGGGUGUUUCCCCCAGUAAGUAUAAAUGGAAAGCCUCCAGCCUGCAGACUUCUCCCUCCACCUCCAAGUCGGCGUUCAGGUGGCAGUCUGAGGACCAGAAAAAGGCCGGGAUCUCUGGUGUCUCUAGAGCCAGCUCUGUCCCACUGCCUCUGAAUGACGCAUCUGUCAGUCACAGCGGGGUGCAGUCCUCCUUCAGCGAGACUGUAUUUUCUGGUUACAAAGUGAAGAGUCGGACAAAAAUAAUCAAGAGAAAAGGAAGUUCGGGUUCCCCAGCAGAUAAGAAGAGCAGCUCCUCCCCUAUCACACCUCUGAAAUGUCACUUCCAUCUCAGGAAGAGAAACUCCUUGCGGGGGAAGACUUCUGCGACCUUGAAACGCUCCUCGCCCAAGGGCCUGGUGCAGAUCACCAAACACAGGCUGUGCAGGCUGCCGGCCACCCGGAUGCAGGUCUCUGGCAAGGAAGGUGCCAGUUUGCACUUUAUACGGACCCCCCCGAGCAGCAAGGUGAUAAAGACUCGCUACAGGAUAGUGAAGAAGAACGUGGUUUCUUCCAUGGGUUCGCUAUCGUCCUUCAACAGCCCUAUUCCCACUUGGAAGACAAGGCGCCUUGCAGCAUCCAGAUCCCCGGGGUUAAACCAAACGCGCCCAUCGCCGCCGAGCAGCAAGUCGCAGCAAAUGCAGCAGCGGUGGCGGAGCAAAGGCUUGCGCUGCAUCGGCGGCGUGAUGUACAGAGUGUCGGCGAACAAACUCUCCAAGACCUCCAGCACUCCCGGCCGGACCAGAGACCAGAGCACCAAGAGCCCCGGCAGAGCAGCGAGGUUGACUUCUACGCCCAGCAGUCCUGGCUACUCUCCGUCCAGCUGCCUCAACAGAUCAGCCACGAGCCGCUAUAUUGCCAGCCGUGCUGUUCAGCGGAGUUUGGCCAUCAUUCGUCAAGCCAAACAGAAGAAAGAGAAGAAGAAGGAAUAUUGUAUGUACUACAAUCGCUUUGGCAAGUGUAAUCGUGGAGAGAGCUGCCCCUACAUCCAUGAUCCGGAGAAGGUGGCUGUCUGCACCAGGUUUCUCCGUGGCACGUGCAAGAAGACGGACGGGACCUGCUCCUUCUCCCACCAGGUUUCCAAAGAUAAGAUGCCGGUGUGCUCUUACUUCCUGAAGGGGAUCUGCAGCAACAGCAACUGCCCGUACAGCCACGUCUACGUGUCCCGCAAAGCCGAAGUGUGCCAAGAUUUCCUCAAAGGCUACUGCCCCAUGGGAGAAAAGUGCAAGAAGAAGCACACGCUGGUUUGCCCGGACUUCGCCAAGAAGGGCGUCUGCCCCAAGGGCGCCCAGUGCAAGCUGCGGCACCCGCAGAAGAAGCGCCGCCCGCGGCAGCCCGGUGCUGCCGGCGACGCCGACCGCGGCCACCCUCCCUCGAAGUGGCGGCGGCUCUGCGAAGAAACGGGCAGGGACGAUGCUGUGCAGCUCCACGACGACGGGGCAAUGCCAGGCCCCUCCGGCACGGAGCGAGAGGCGACGUUUUGGAGCGACACAGACCCCUCGCGGAGCAGCCGGCUCCAGAAGCUCCCAUCCUUCAUCUCGCUGCAGUCACCCACCUCCCCUGAGGACAGGCCGUGCAAAGCUGAACCGAGCGAGGAUGAGCCUGCGGAGGAGCCAGGUCCUGCCAAGUGGAAAAGGGCUUUUGCGGCCUCCGGGGGAUCGGAAAACGCGACUCGCCAGGAGGGAGGUGGCAAAGAAGGCAAGCGGCUGCAGAUCAAACCCAGGCUGUGAGCGAGACCUGCCCACCGCCGACCCUUCGCCGGUCCCGUGCAGCGGCCCGAGAGCUCAGGAAAGGCAGCGCCGGGCCCGACCUGGCACCUACCUCAGGCUGCAGCGCCGGCCGCGUCUCCCGUUUCCCCCCUGCUCCCCGAGACGUCCGCAGCGGCCGGCGGUGGAGCGGGGAGAAGCGUCACCCCAUCCCCGGCGCUUGAGGAGGCACCUUUGUUGCAGCGUUUUCAUUUUCAAAUAAAUUAUCUUUAACGCUGGCUCAUUGAAGCGGGAUCCGCGCCGCCGGGGAGACGCUCGGGUCCCCGUCGGUCCUCCUCGGCCGCUGGGGCUCGGCGCUCCCGUGCGCUCUCCUUUGCGGCAAGAUACAAGGAGGCAAACGGACCCGAGGAACUUAAUUUGGGGCUCCUCUGCCGCAGGAGCCAGCCGUGCAUCCCCACCACCGCGUCCCUCUGCCGCCGGCACGCGGGAGUCAUCGGCAGCGGGAGCCGUCGGCAGCGAGAGCUGCCGGCAGCCCGGGCUCCCGGCCCCGUGCCCGGGGACCCACCUGGGUCCGUCUUUCUGCCCCCUCCACCCCCUGAAGCGGAGGCGUCAGGUCUUUAGUUUCCUUAUUUUUAGGGGGCGAUUUCUCGCCGGGACGCUGGAGCAGAGCCAGGGGCCAGGCUGGAAGGUCGCCCUGCGCCGGGCGGCCCACGCCGGGCCGCUCGCCCGCUCUCCCUGCCCCGUGGCUUCUCGCCGCCCUCCGCGGUCCAAAUUAGCUGCGGCCCUGCCGGCCCCUCGGAGUGGGGGGCGAGGGGCAUCUUGCACCUUUGAGGAGAUGAGUCUGGGGGCCGUCCUGCCCCGGGAGCAGCCCCGGGUGCCCCCCUCGGGCUGGUUUUGGUAAAGCUUUCGGCAGCUCGGGUUGAUCCUCGGUGUCUUUUUGGUAUUUAAAUAAAACAGCCCCUGCGCGAAAAGCCCC
Molecule: messenger RNA, 3934 nt
Organism: Rhea pennata
Lineage: Eukaryota; Metazoa; Chordata; Aves; Rheiformes; Rheidae
Gene: ZC3H3
Product: zinc finger CCCH-type containing 3
Exons: 13
Coding region: 25-2982 (985 amino acids)
Cellular component (GO): nucleus
Molecular function (GO): metal ion binding
Source: RefSeq, a predicted model, not a curated record